GUUGAGUUCAAAGAGAGGGAAGCAAAUAAAGCUCUUAUCAAACACGUCAUUAGAAGUGAACUAGUACUCAGCGAAGACGUUUGUGAAAUAAAAUGCUUCCUAGAACCAAAUUGCGUGUCCUUCAACUACGGUUUAUUGGGUGAUGGAGCUUUCAAAUGCGAGCUGAACAACAGAACCCACUUCCAGGUCUCUCCCAGUUACCAAAAGGAUAGAAAAGAAUUCUUCUACAGAGCAAUGAUUAACCCUUGUGAGAGCAGCCCGUGCCCAAGUCAUUAUGUAUGUCAAGCGGGGUUUGGUAUCCAUGGAUAUCGUUGUGUUUGUCCUUAUAGAUAUCAAGGUGUUCAAAAUCAAGAAGAUAACUGGAAAAAGGUCAACAUCGAUCCUGUCUGUUUUGGGACAAAAGGUGACGACCACGGAACUUUUCAUAUCCAAGAAGCCGGUCAAAUCUACACUUUUAAACUUGUCCAUACAAGUGGCUCCGUGACAUGCGACACUUCAACAAAAUCAACAAAGUGGGGAUGCUCAUUGCCAACUUACGAAAAUCACAACUUAAUGACUGUGAUAACUUACAGCAACAAAACAGUUCUUCCGCUUGCUGAGUUCUUGGAAGGCAGCGGCGGUAAAUACUACACUUACCAACUUGACGGUGCCGAUGUCAACUCCGCAACUCUAGUGUUCAAGCUCUUCCCCACCCCACUGGUUGUAUUGGUUGGUCAGCAGUUCCAAUUAUGGUAUGCGCAUGACUUGGUUAAUUAUACAGAGGAUAAUAACGAUGGUAAGACAUGCGCAGACGUUUAUGCCCUGUACCGUUCACCCUGUUGAACAGUUGCGACAACUACAGAUGACUUCAGACGUACGUCUGCACUUUGCUGAAUCACGACCAGAAAACAAUCGGAGAGCGCGUGGUACUUAUUUUCCCUGCGGCUAAAGCUUAUGAAUUUGCAUUUCUUUAAUGAUAAUGAAUUGAAAAUGAACUUUAGCUCCCGGAGCUCUUCAAAACUUCAAUAAAUGACAAUCUCUUCUAUCAGCAUUUCUUUAAGAUAGCUCAAAUUUAAAACUGUUGAGUUUCAUUUUAUGCCGUGUUUCUGUUUUUCAUUAUCUUUAGAGUGAAUUUGAGUCCAGAAAUCGCACUUUGAAUAGCUUGUAUUUAAGUUUAUCUUUAGUAAACAAACAA
Molecule: messenger RNA, 1174 nt
Organism: Pocillopora damicornis (cauliflower coral)
Lineage: Eukaryota; Metazoa; Cnidaria; Anthozoa; Scleractinia; Pocilloporidae
Source: RefSeq, a predicted model, not a curated record